AUGGUUGAUACCCCGGACGUCUUGAUGCACGGACGAAGUCUGGUGAAGCACACGCAGCAGGUCAUCCAUAGAGAUGAGACCAUUCAGUCUUUCCAACAUGCUCUCGCAGCCCAAGGAAUUGACAGCAAGCAGUCAUUUGCCUUCAUCGGCUUUGAUGAGAACGGUAACAUCCGUAUCCAUGCCUCUGGCCAGGUAAAAGGCUUUCUUGACGAACAACAAAUGGAGUCUGGGUUCCAGGAGGCAUAUGAGAAGGCCGUUCACGAGUCGUUCAUUGUUCCAGAGCCAACUUCAGCAAUAUCCAUUGACGAGGAUCAAGGAUCUGACUAUGGGGAUGAUGAGUUUCCAACACUUCCUCGAACAUCCGGUGCCGCUCAGAGUAGAGUUUAUCGUGUACCUCGCCAGCGUGGGGAUCGUGAGCAGUCGAUGCUGCCUUGCAACGCCUCCAGGCAUGGCCUUGCUGAGCCUGUGCCAGAGUCACAGCUUGUACGCGAGGUCUCUCCUUCGGAACCGAACGAUGAAAUGAUCCCACGAAAGAAGGUAUCGAGAACUUUGCGGAUGGACGACACCGUCCAAGUGGUCGAUUUCUUGAGGACGAGACUCAAGCGGAUGCAACAGCUUGCCGUCAAGAAGAUCGCGAAGGCAUGGAUCAAAGGCAUUUGCCCCAAGAAGCAGGCCAAGUUCCCAUACCAAAACAGCAAGAAGUGUGACGAGGUAGAAGGCUUCAAGCCAAGGAUACCUGGCUGGUGGCCAAAGCAAGGCUGUCGGUUCACAGAGCCAGACCACAUCAAGCGAGAGGAGCGAAUGACCCUGUGUCUCCAUCUCCUACGCCUUCGACCAACACCUGCACAGCUCAAAGAGUGGAACGAAGACAAGUCCGAGCCCCAUCCAACCCAUCUCACAAAGGGCUGGACUGAGUUCUUGCAAGAGCUGGCCGGAGCCUCGGUUUUCGAUGACCUUCAGAAGGAGGACAAGAAGAAGACGGAGUUGAAAAAGGAGCUGUUGCGUCAUAUGUACGAAGUUGCUGAGCUGGAAGAGAAAUACUGCAAUGGCGAAGUUGAUCCUGACGCGAGCCACCACUGGCAAGAGGACGAAGAUGAGAGCAGGACAGUCCUCACCAAGAGACCUCGCCAAGAGCUUCUCGACUUCGCGAUCGACCAAGCCUCUCGCCAGUCCUCUGAAUCUGUCGACUGCAGGCGGGUGAAGAGGCCCCGACGGGACUCGACUCUGGACAGGGACUGCAAGGACCCCUCGAUUGCUCAGCCAUCCAACAUGAAUAUGCUUGAAACGCUGUCCAGUGAUGACGCCGCCCAUGAGGCGGAUUCGAGCGCAACCAUUGACGCAAAACCGCCGCUACACGCUCAUAAGACAACGACUUCAACGGAAGCUUACAGGCGCUCCAGUAAUGGCGACGAUGAAUUCUCUGGAGCGCCCUUGAAGCGGGACUCCAGCGCAGUUGGUCGAUGGCGUCAUUUUGAACCACCUGGAGGCAAUUGGGUUGAAAGUGCCGUCACGACACAUCCAUUUGGAACACCCGGCAAUCACUUCGCAAUGCCGAACAAUUUCCACGGAGACUCAUCCAGACAGUUCAAUUUCAACAACCACAGCGGAUAUACAUACCCUCAGCAACCGGAGCAACCACAAAUGGUCCAGGUCCAUCAAGUCAGCCAUGUUCCCGAGCCGCAAUUCCAAGCGAUCCAAAACGGUCCAAUGUACUCCCCGGAAGCAAUGAUGCCUGUGCCUGUUUGUAGCUUCAUUCCUCCUGAGUACAACGUAUCCGUGUCUUCUUCGCAGCCUUACCCGAACAGCAUGGCGCCAAGUCAGUACUUCAUGCCGGCUAAUGCAGAUUCGAUGAUGGGCGACUACCAUCCUCCGCCACCGCAGCCUCAAUACGACCAACACGGUCUGGCAGAGCGCCACAUUGCGCCCAUGCAAGUCCACGGAUUGCCCUUCACACAACCGUCAAGCUGGCAGGGCAGACCUUUCAACGGGCAUUGCCAGAAUUCGACCUGA
Zasmidium cellare ATCC 36951 is the source of this 2010-nucleotide messenger RNA. RefSeq lists its product as uncharacterized. Lineage: Eukaryota; Fungi; Ascomycota; Dothideomycetes; Mycosphaerellales; Mycosphaerellaceae. Bases 1 to 2010 code for a protein of 669 amino acids. The record is from RefSeq and is a predicted model, not a curated record. The transcript has 5 exons.